Hibiscus syriacus is the source of this 2150-nucleotide messenger RNA. Its product is annotated as two-component response regulator-like APRR2. NCBI's taxonomy places the organism in Eukaryota, Viridiplantae, Streptophyta, Magnoliopsida, Malvales, Malvaceae. The transcript is spliced from 12 exons. Gene Ontology annotation, cellular component: nucleus. The coding region runs from base 289 to 1962 and encodes 557 amino acids. Gene Ontology annotation, biological process: phosphorelay signal transduction system; positive regulation of DNA-templated transcription. Gene Ontology annotation, molecular function: DNA-binding transcription factor activity; transcription cis-regulatory region binding. The record is from RefSeq and is a predicted model, not a curated record.
UCUCAUUUUCAAAUGAUUCCCAUGUUUUUUUUAUUCAAUUUUGUUGGUAGUUGUUAAGCUAUGUCCUGAUGAGUUUUAUGGACAUCUUAAAUGGGUUGUUUUGUCUGCUUCUUGUCGUCCAAGACUAGUCUAGUAGUUGCCCAAAAUAUAAGAUCUUUCUCUGAUUAAGAUCUAUCAGACAUUGCAUGCAUAGUGAUCUCAUCAUGCAUUAGAAUUUAAUUACGAGAUUUCGAUAAGCAGUAAAUUGCAGUACUUCUCGGCUGCCUAAGAAAGGAUGCGAAACCAGCUAUGGUUUACACUGCAGAUGAUUUGUCAACAUGGAAGGAUUUUCCAAAGGGUCUCAAGGUCCUCCUUCUUGAUGAAGACGCCAAAUCUGCUGCUGAGUUAAAAUCAAAGCUUGAAGCAAUGGACUAUAUUGUUCAUACCUUCUGCAACGAAAAUGAAGCGAUUUCGGCGGUUUCAAGUAAACCUGAAAGUUUCCAUGUAGCCAUUGUAGAGGUUAGUACAAACAAUAACAAUGGGGGUUUCAAAUUCCUUGAAACCGUGAAGGAUUUGCCCACCAUUAUGACUUCAAACAUUCAUUGCAUCAGCACCAUGAUGAAGUGCAUAGCGCUAGGUGCAGUUGAGUUUCUUAGGAAACCGCUGUCUGAGGAGAAACUACGGAAUCUAUGGCAACAUGUGGUUCAUAAGGCAUUCAAUGCUGCAGGCAAAGACAUUUCUGAAUCACUAAAGCCUGUUAAAAAAUCCUUGGUUUCAAUGCUGCAUUUACAAUUGAAAAGUGGAGAAGCUAAGAAUGAGGACUCGGUUAAAACCGAAUAUGCAUCUGUCAUUCAUGAAAAUGACCCUGAACCGUCAACAGCAAGUGAUAAGUACUCAGCUCCUUCAAAACCACAACUAGAGCAGAGAGGAAGUUUGUUAGCCGAUGGAGAUUGCCAAGAUAAUACUCACUGCUCGACCGAAAAAGAGAGCUACGAGCAGGGUGGAGAAUCCAAAUCUGUCGAAACUACCAGUGACAAUACAAUUGCUGAAGUAACUGCACCAGUUGGCCAACCUCAGGGACCAAGAGAAACAACAGUAAGAGAGGAGGCUGACUUAGUUGAUGGUACCAAGGGUGAGAGUACCAUAUACUCUCAAACACAAAACGGAGUAAAUAACAAAGAUUCUGAUGCUGUUGCUGAAAUCCCCAACACAGUUUCUGGUAUUCAUAGUUCUUGUCCGAACAAAGCUAAUAGGAAAAAAAUGAAGGUCGACUGGAGUCCAGAACUCCACAAGAAAUUUGUACAGGCAGUGGACCAACUGGGUAUAGAUCAGGCCAUCCCUUCUCGAGUACUAGAGCUAAUGAAAGUAGAAGGCUUGACACGGCAUAAUGUUGCUAGUCAUCUCCAGAAAUAUAGAAUGAAUAGAAGACACAUUUUUCCCAAGGAGGAUGAUCGAAGGCGGCCGCAGAGAGAUCAAAUGCGAAGGAGUUGUUAUCCACAUAAACCGAUCAUGGCCUUUCCACCACAUUACUCGAAUCAUGUUGUCCCGGUUGGUCCACCCUAUCCCAUGUGGGGACCACCUCCUCAUCCAUCCAGCAUCCAGAUGUGGGGCUCACAAGGUUAUCCCCCGUGGCAACCAACUGAAAAUUGGCAUUGGAAGCCAUAUCCAUUGGUGCAUGCUGAUGCAUGGGGUUGCCCUGUUUUUCCCCCACCUCUUGGAUAUUGUUCUACAUUCACUCAAAAUGCAUCUGUAUUUCAUUGUUCUGGCACCGUGGAUAACAGAAGUGGCAUGCCUCAGAAUACUGUUGAACAUCAGCCGGCAGAGGAGGUAGUUGACAAGGUUGUGAAGGAAGCAAUAAACAAGCCAUGGCUACCUUUGCCUUUAGGCCUCAAGCCUCCUUCCACUGAUAGUGUGCUAGCUGAGCUCUCUAAACAAGGCAUCUCCACCAUCCCUCCUCACAUCGACGGCCGUAAUCUAUCCUGAUGUGGCACUAUGUGACUGGUUCGUUCGGACCACCCUUUUUUUUGCUGCACUUUGAACUAUUUCGAGCUCCCAUCAUUCACUCAUGAAAGUGGGAAAAAGAAAAGAACAAAAUAAAAUAAAAAAAAAUGCAUUUGCAAGUACGUGCUGCGUGCACGAACUAUUUCGAAUGGAGUUUUAUAGUUGAGAGA